Messenger RNA from Trichomonas vaginalis G3, 331 nucleotides. RefSeq names its product protein of unknown function, DUF4106 family. The transcript has a single exon. The record is from RefSeq and is a predicted model, not a curated record. The annotation marks the transcript as partial. NCBI's taxonomy places the organism in Eukaryota, Parabasalia, Trichomonadida, Trichomonadidae.
AUGCCACGUAAGCUACGUAAGAAUAUACGUAAGAGGAAGGGAGCAUUGAAACAUCCAAUAGUAAAACUGACACCACAACAACAGUUGCAACAACAAAUUAUGAAUGACCCCACUAUGUUGCAACAAAUGUCAAGCAACCCUAUGCUUUUAAACCGAGUUAUUGGUGCACAGAGUGGAGGUUUAAGAGCGGCACUUUUAGCGAAAAUGGCAGGCUAUGGUGGAGCUGCAGACGGAACAGCUUAUAACCCUCAAAGUCAAAUGAAUUUGAGUUCACUCAAAAAUCAAAUAACAGAUGUCAAAAAGUCAAACAUAGACAUACAGAAACAAAUAA